Molecule: messenger RNA, 743 nt
Organism: Dentiscutata erythropus
Lineage: Eukaryota; Fungi; Glomeromycota; Glomeromycetes; Diversisporales; Gigasporaceae
Source: the annotation of a GenBank genome assembly
UUUCACACCAGAGGGUAGAGGUGGUCAUGUAGCCGUAAUAGAUCCACGUAGCAAUCAGAUUUAUUUUAUAGGUGGCUCUCGUCUAAUUCCAGACAGAAAUCCAAUAAAGAGUUCAAUAAUAGUAUAUAAUUUAUCAAAUAAAGUUUUUUAUUUGGAUCUUAAGUCACAAUUCUCUACAAAUAAUCCACCAUAUGUUGAACUUCCUGGUUCACAAAUGACAUAUGGAAGUGAAAAAGGAACUGCAGUUGUUGGUGGUCCUAGCAAGGAUGAUGUAUAUAUCGUUGGAGGCACAUUACAAAACUUUACACUCCUUAAUCAAAUUGAAAAUAAUGCAACGAUAACUUCGAAUCAAACAUUAAUGACAAACGAAUUACUUAAUACUUGGAAUGUGACAGCUCCAAAUAUUUUUAUUUACCGACCGUCUACAAAAUCUUGGUUGAGUCCUAAAACAGUUGCUAAUGGGGGACCAACGAUUAGACGUAGAUCAACUUCAACAGUAAUGGAUCAGGAUGGAAGAAUAAUAUAUAUAUUUGGAGGAAGAGAACAGAUAGAUACUGGGUCACCUACAUUUAUUUGCUUUAAUGACACUGCCCUUUCAAAAUGGAAUAUAAUUAAUGCAGCCAAUCCACUGCAACAAUACUUCCAAAUGAUUACAAAAUACUCAUCAACUACUCAAGGCCGAGCAGGACAUACAGCGACCUUAUUUGAUAAUAAUACAAUCAUCAUAAUAGGUGGAACUACAA